GCAACGACGUAGCGAAGCUCAUGAUUACCGAGACGCUCAGGACGGCCACCAGUGUGCCCCUGACCUACUCUCUUGUUGAACUGGACCCGGAAGAUGUCAACGUCGCCGACGUGUGCAACGCCAUCUUCGCCGAUCCCAAGCCGCACGUGCUGAUCGACGCCGUGCGCACGCCGGGCAGCACCGUGGACAAGCUGUCGACGGCGGUGCGCGACACGGCUCGCCGCAUGGGGCUGCCCACGCUGAGCCUCACGUAUGGCGUGCACAACGACUACACGCUCAGCGGCUGGGACAGGCUCACAGCGCUCGAGCGCGAAUUCUUGGUCCACGUCACGCCGCCGGGGGACAUCUACACGCAGGUGAUUCGCGACCUCUGCAAGAAGAUGGACCUCUCCACAGCCGGCAUCAUCUACGACAGCAGCGUCAUCAUCGACCAUAAAUACGCGCGGCUGCUGGAGAACAUACCGACGCGGCAUAUCAUGCGAGAGGUGGACGGCACCAAGGAUGACUUCAAAAGAAAAGCGGAGCUCAUUCACUCCACCGACGUCUCGAACUUCUUCAUUCUUGGCCGGGGUGACACGAUGAACCAAGCCUUGGAGCUGGCUCACAGAAACAAGUGGAACAACUGGCAGUUUGCAUGGUUCCUUAUCUCAAGGGAGAACUACACCCCCAAAUGCUCGGAGUGCGGCAACGUCACGUUCAUCAUGGCCACGCCGCAGCCGACCAACGCUGAUCGUUUGGCAGAAGCCAUGAAAGACAAGGACUUCAACGCCCAAACAGAACAGGUCGACGCGGCCUUCUACAGUGACGUGACGUCUAUGGUAAUCCGAGCCGCUGCCGAAGAGCAAGCGAGCAGGAGGCUGCCCCUUGACCUGGAGUACCCAACGUGCACGGACAUGAAUCUCACCAGCUCCAUGCUCAUGGAGCGCCGGAACAUCACGCUCAGGACGACAAUGAUGCAGAUGGAGCACGCUGGACCUUUUGGGCCCAUUGUGAUACGAGAAAAAGAGAACGGCUACCAAGAGAUCAGUAUGUCCGUACAGAGAGUCAACACAAGAAAAGCGAGGAAGAUGAACUUCACGACGAUCGCCAGAUGGACGUACAAGGACCCUGAGGGAACGCUGGUGGAAAGUCCCGGAGAAGAUCUCGGGAAGUACGCCGCCGUCACGGUGUUUCGGGUUACCACGAUUGUUCAACCGCCGUUCAUCGUCAAGAAGAACACCAGCAGCGGGGAGGACCAGUUCGAAGGCUACUGCAUAGACUUGAUCGACGAAAUCAAGAAGAUACUAAAGUUCGAGUACACUAUAUACGAAGUCCAGGACAAGAUGUUUGGCUCCAUCAACACUACCACCAAACAAUGGAACGGGAUGAUCCGGGAGCUCGUCGAUAAGAAUGCGGACAUCGCACUGGGGCCAAUUUCGGUCAUGGCCGAGCGCGAAACGGUGGUGGACUUCACUGUGCCCUACUACGACCUGGUGGGCAUCUCCAUCCUCAUGAAGAAACCCGAAGUGAAAUCGUCGCUUUUCAAGUUCCUCACCGUGCUCGAGGGAAACGUGUGGGGAUGUAUCCUCGCAGCAUACUUUUUUACAAGCUUCCUCAUGUACCUUUUCGAUCGGCUGAGCCCGUACAGCUACCGAAACAACAAGGAGAAAUACAAGGACGACGAGGAGAAACGAGACUUUAACCUGAAAGAGUGCCUCUGGUUCUGCAUGACAUCGCUCACACCCCAGGGUGGUGGCGAGGCACCACGCAACCUUUCCGGACGCCUGGUGGCGGCCACCUGGUGGUUGUUCGGCUUCAUCAUCAUCGCCUCGUACACGGCCAACCUGGCCGCCUUCCUGACCGUGUCCCGACUCGACUCACCCAUCGAGUCCCUCGACGACCUCGCCAAGCAGUACAAGAUUAAGUACGCGCCCCAGAAGGACACGUCAUCGAUGACUUACUUCGAUCGCAUGGCCUACAUCGAGUCCAAGUUCUACGACAUCUGGAAGAAUAUGUCCUUGGACGACACCCUGAGCGACGAAGAGCGCGCGAAACUGGCAGUGUGGGACUAUCCAGUCAGUGACAAAUAUACGAAGAUCUGGUGGACCAUGCAGGAGGCCAGCAUGCCCACAGAAUUUGAGGAAGGUGUGCGAAGGGUCAAGGAGUCCAAGGGCUCGCAAGAAGGGUUCGCGUUCAUCGCGGACUCAACCCGAGUGAAGUACGCCACAAUGACCAACUGUGACCUCGUCUCCGUGGGCAGUGAAUUCAGCAGAAAGCCGUUGGCCCUGGCGGUUCAACAGAACUCUCCCUUGAAGGACCAGCUUUCAAGCGCAAUCCUCAAGCUACUCAACCAGCGUCGCUUGGAAGGCCUCAAGGAAACGUGGUGGAACAAGAACCCCGCCCGUGUCACAUGUGACGACAGCGAGCGCCAAAGCGACGGCAUCAGUAUCCGGAACAUUGGUGGCGUUUUUAUCGUCAUCUUCAUCGGCGUUGUCAUGGCUUGCAUCACCCUGGCCAUAGAGUACUGCUACUACAAGAACCGCAAACCUAACAGCAAAGUGGUCGCCGUCAAAGAAUACUCUGGCAAAGACUCUAUCAAAGACUCUAUCAAGCACUAGUAGCCUUCAACCAGCCAUUUACUCCCUAAGCAGCUCGCUCGCUACGUUAUACCGAAGAAUAUUCCCUAGCUUGCUAGAAACAGCAGUGCACGGGAAACUUACGAGUGAAUAGAUAUUGCUCCAAACGCGUUUUAAGAUUAGGUGCGAGUGUGCUAAAUUAUCCAGAGAAAUAUGCCGGAGUUGCGUUGAAUAAAAACAAACCUUUUAAAGUGCUUUACCUUAUGGCGACAUUGAGAACCACUGUUCUGAACGGCACUUCUUCCUCCCUUUCACAUUAAGAUGUCUUUCAGCAACCAUCCCAAUAAAGUUCCCAGAGCUGUGACUUUGCCAGCUGCUAGCGUAAAGUGACCAGACGUCCACAAAUAAAGUGGGACAGGGCCCGCUUUUACGCGCGUUGCCCAGCUUCGUGCCAGCGGCCAGUGUCAAACUGUGGUGCUGCUUGGCACCAGAGAGGCAGUUCUAAGCGGCAGUGACCCAAAACGGUUACCAGAACGUUGGUGGUGACCCCGAAUGCUGCAGGAAAACAGUAUAUGGCGUCCUGCUAAAUCCCGAACAAGAGCAUCUGUCACCAGCUGGCGCAGAAUCAAUACUGUUCCGUUAGCCGGUCAUGCAUCACAAACCGCAUCAAGGCAGAGUAAGGACACCAUAGUCUACAGCCAAGUCGCGAAUAGAUUUGCGAUUUGAGCGUACCGUUAAUAAUGUUUGAGUCGCUAAUCUGCCUUGGCAACGUACGGCAUAAAACCCCAAACGAAAACCAGAAAACUGAAACAAAACGCAUUGCACACAUCACGCCUGUAAUCCUGGUUUCCCGUUCCUCCUACACCGCCUCUGUCUACAGAUCCGUCUCCGCCCCCCCCCCCCCCGC
This is a messenger RNA of Dermacentor andersoni, 3462 nucleotides long. RefSeq names its product ionotropic receptor 25a (gene Ir25a). Gene Ontology annotation, cellular component: membrane. Gene Ontology annotation, biological process: monoatomic ion transport. Lineage: Eukaryota; Metazoa; Arthropoda; Arachnida; Ixodida; Ixodidae. Gene Ontology annotation, molecular function: ligand-gated monoatomic ion channel activity; signaling receptor activity. The record is from RefSeq and is a predicted model, not a curated record.